Octopus bimaculoides (California two-spot octopus) is the source of this 2816-nucleotide messenger RNA. Its product is annotated as zinc finger protein 488. Gene Ontology annotation, molecular function: protein binding. The record is from RefSeq and is a predicted model, not a curated record. Gene Ontology annotation, biological process: regulation of DNA-templated transcription. Lineage: Eukaryota; Metazoa; Mollusca; Cephalopoda; Octopoda; Octopodidae. Gene Ontology annotation, cellular component: nucleus.
CAGACACAAACACAGCACACACGCACGUACACACAUGCAUUAAACAAGCUCAUCGAUACUCAAACAUAUACACACAUAAAUGUGGCGAAACACAUACAUACACACACAUACUCACAUAUAAAUACAGACACAUAUAGACACAUGUACGCAUGCACAGUCACACACAUAGAGAACCAAACUGAAACCACGCAAAAACUGACGUACACACACGCAUGAGUACACACACACACUGAACCACAUACAUGCAAACACACAAGACAGAGUAACAGACAUAUUUACAGUUACACACAUACACAUACACGCAUACAAUACACGUAUAUAUACAUAUAUACACACAUCUCCCCCUCUCUCUCCUUGCGGUGGUCAAUCAACCAACCAACCAGCCAGCCAGCCAGCCAGCUACAGAACCAGCCGACUCGCCAACCAACUAGCAGAGCCACCCACCAGCCAGCUAGCCGGCCUGCCAGCCAGCCAGCCAACCAUGCAGGCAAUCAGGCAGUCAGUUGACGUAUUUUCACUUUCUUCGCUAUCUUCAACCGGUGCACAGUUACAGAGGGCCCCGGAUCAUACAAAUGCUGUUCCCUUCCUUCCAUCCAGUUCUACCACCAUCCGUCAAUAUUGAAUGGUAAUAAUUAUUACAAGACCUGACAACUGUCCCAAAACCACCAACACGCCAACUCACAACAAAUUCUUCAUUCGCUUUUUCGGGGUUUUUUUUUACCAUUUUUCCUUCUUUAUAUUUAACGAAUUUCUACUCUACUUCAUAAACCAAGACCAACACACGAGCAAAACUUAAUAUAUAUACAUUUCUAUACCUAUAUAAGUAAAUAUAUAUGUAUAUAUAUGUGUAUAUAUUUAUAUACUUGCUGUUUGCUUCGAGGAAGGAAUAAUUCUCUGUUUUAAACUGAAAAAUUUCAAACCGGCAUGUAUAUUACUAUGUAUGUAUGUAUAUAUAUUUGACAUCAGAUACAAUGUGGAUAUAUAAAAGAAGAUAAACUUAUAUAUACACCCAAGAAACUCGCUGGACAAUUUCAUUCAACAAAAAAAAAAAAAGAUUACUUUAACAUAAACAAGACAGUUAAAAAGAGGUUUCGCAAUCAGAUAAGAUGGGUGUAAUAACACUGUCUGACAUCGAUUAUGGCCAGAUAUUCGGACCAUUCCCAAUAUCUCAGACCAAAGCUGACCCCGCUACAUUCAUUGGUCUUCUGACCAAAGACAAACAAGUCGACACCAUUUUACUUAAGGUGGACUUAAUGGUGGAUAAAGAUCGCACGGUUGAAUGGCUACCGUACAUCCAGCCGGCUCGUGACGAGGACGAACAGAAUAUUGAAGCUUAUAUGAAGGAUGGUUACGUUUAUUACCGCGCGUUGAGGAUUAUCCGAAAAAACGAGGACCUUUUCGUGUGGUACAGCAAGGAUUUCUCGCAGAUCCUGGCCAUUCCUGAAGUACAAAGAAAACAGCGAGAUUCUGAUCCGUACAUUUGUCCGCGAUGCGGAGAAGUUUUUGAAUAUCCAUUCCCUUUAAGAGCUCAUCUUAGAUUUACCUGCGAGCCACGGUCUUUAAUGACAUUGAAUGCCAACCAAUUGAUUUCCCGGCAAGAACGACAGCUGAAGCUUGAAUCAAUAGAAUCUCAUUUGGAAAAUUCUAGAAUCAAAAAUUGCCCUCGAGCAUUGGAAUUCCAUACAAUUCAACGAGAAAAUGAUAGCAAAAAUGAUUCGCCAUCAGUAAUCAAAGACUAUUCCAGGAAUGUGACAAUUAUGGAAGUGAGCCGUAAACGUCAUCUAGACGACACAGAUACAUUAACACCUUCUCCCAAACUCGUAAAUUCAGAGAAUUAUACGAAAGUCGAGAGGAAAACACUCGAUAAUGGUAUCAAUAAAUCACAGAGAAUUUCUCCUCAGUUUUCUUCGGAUAACUGCGAAAAUACGUUUAAAUUCCGUGAGGAAUCCGAGGAAAAUCGGAGCGCAUUUACAAAGGUUGAAAAAUCGCAUUCCCCUAAAAACGGUAUUAGUAACAGCACUGUCAGUAACCAUAGUAACAGUACGACCAUGUCGAAUCAUUUAAUUACUUCGAUCCCUAGUCCUUUAUUGUCUUCAAAAGCUUCAUUAUCUCCAGCUAUUUCUAUGACGUUUACUGGCUCUCAUUACACUAUACCAUCGUUAACUAAUGUACGCCUUAGUUCAGCGUCGUCCGGUUCACUCGCAACCCCAGCUGACUUAUCCCACAUUACAAAUGCUAAUACUCUUUACCUACCACGGUAUCCUGUUUUUCCGUCUUUCGGUCUGACAUCUGCGGCAGUGGCAGCAGCCGCUACCCAACCCCUUUCGGAUAAUAACUCACAGCACAGUAUUAUGGAAAUUUAUAAAAGUGGUCUAGUUCACACGACGGAACAAUUUGGAAGUGAAAACGGUAUCAGUUUUCCAAAACAUCCGAUUUUCCACGAAAGACCUCCAGUCAACCCAUUUAUGAAAACUCAGAAUCCAAUGGUAGAAAAGAUUAUUGCGGGUACAGCGCCAUCUAUGUUACAGACGCCUCUGGCAGCGUUGACCCUCUCUCAAAACUGGUGUGCCAAAUGCAACGCCACCUUCCGGAUGACCAGUGACUUAGUUUAUCACAUGCGUUCCCAUCACAAACGGGAAUUCGAUCCGAUGAAACGGAAGCGAGAAGACAAAUUAAAAUGUUCGAUCUGUAAUGAAACUUUCCGAGAAAGACACCAUUUAACACGUCACAUGACCUCACAUGUAUAGUAAAAAUAAAUAUAAAUAUAACUAUUAAAAAAUAUAUAUAUAUUGAAAAAUAAUAAAAGAAAAAAAACU